CCCUUUAGAGUUAAAAGCAAUGAGCAUUGUGCUGAUUUGCUUUUCUCAAUGAAGGCCCCUAAGUCUGGAAAGAAAGUUGCCGCCGCCCCCUUCCCCCAGGGCAAGGCCGGUGUCUCCAAGAAGAAUGCCAAGAACCCUCUCAUCGAGAGACGUCCCCGCAACUUCGGUAUCGGUCAGGACAUCCAGCCCCGUCGCAACCUCUCGCGCAUGGUGCGCUGGCCCGAGUAUGUCCGCCUUCAGCGUCAGCGCAAGAUCCUCAACAUGCGCCUGAAGGUCNCCCCGGCCAUUGCCCAGUUCUCCCAGGUUCUGGACCGCAACACCGCCGCCCAGGCUUUCAAGCUCCUCAACAAGUACCGCCCUGAAACCAAGGCCGAGAAGAAGGAGCGCCUGACCAAGGAGGCCACCGCCGUCUCCGAGGGCAAGAAGAAGGAGGAUGUCUCCAAGAAGCCCUACACCGUCAAGUACGGUCUCAACCACGUUGUUGGCCUUAUUGAGAACAAGAAGGCUUCUCUUGUCCUCAUCCCCAACGAUGUCGACCCCAUUGAGCUCGUUGUCUUCCUCCCCGCUCUCUGCAAGAAGAUGGGUGUCCCAUACGCCAUCGUGAAGGGCAAGGCCCGUCUCGGAACGGUCGUCCACAAGAAGGUGAGAUCCAACUUACACGUCAAUUCGCUCGCACAAAAACAUAUUAACAUGCCAAUCAGANCCGCUGCCGUCCUCGCCUUCACCGAGGUCCGCUCCGAGGACAGCUCCGAGCUCUCCAAGCUCGUCUCCGCUGUCAAGGACGGCUACAUGGCCAAGACCGAGGAGUCCAAGCGCCACUGGGGUGGUGGUAUCAUGGGCGCCAAGGCUGUUGCUAAGCAGCAGAAGAAGCAGAAGGCCCUUGACAACGCCAUCAAGAUCUAA
Messenger RNA from Aureobasidium vineae, 903 nucleotides. Lineage: Eukaryota; Fungi; Ascomycota; Dothideomycetes; Dothideales; Saccotheciaceae. The record is from the annotation of a GenBank genome assembly.